This is a messenger RNA of Adineta ricciae, 570 nucleotides long. NCBI's taxonomy places the organism in Eukaryota, Metazoa, Rotifera, Eurotatoria, Adinetida, Adinetidae. The record is from the annotation of a GenBank genome assembly.
AUGAAUGUUAUCAAAUUGAAUCGAUUCUCUUCGCCAGCGUUACCAAAUCAUCCGGGUCGUGCAGCUUUAGUAUCAGGUCCAAAGCGGCAAUCAAUCAGUCAUAACAUUCCAGCCAGCAAUCGAUUAAUUACAUCUACGACAACAACAUCUUCAACGCCAUCGUUUAGCAAUGUUGAACAUGUUCGACGGUAUUCACUUUCGCGAACACAUUCGGAACAACCAUCCAAAGAAGGAAGUGAAUCGUCUACACCCUCAUCGAGUCGUCGAACAUCAACAUCAGAUACCAAUGAGAAGUCACAAAGAGAUAGUAAUAUAUCGAAUUACAAUGUCAACGCGCCGAAAAGUCUACGUGAAUGGCAUGAACAACCAGUUAAUCUUAGCGAACAACCACCGCUUUCAGAGAAAGUGAAUGUUCAAAUUCUUUCACCUAAUAGUGAUCGAACAACUGCUCGCUUUUUCGUUGACAAUGAUCUUGCUACACUUGUCAUACCUAAUGGAGAAUCGAAAUCGGAAGAAAUUCAUUCUAUAGCAAGUGAACCAACAAAAGAUUCAUCCAAUGAAAAUGAAUGA